AUGUCUCAAUACAAGCUUUUUUAUUUCCCGUACCGAGGUUUCGCCGAGGUUUCUCGUCAGGUUGGUGCCUUCCGAAGAACUGUUUUAAGCUAAUAAUUUCAGCUUUUUGCUCUUGCCAAUGUUGAAUACGAAGACAUCCAAAUUACGUUGGAUCAGUGGCAGUCUAAAAAAGAAGGUUUGAGAGAUAAUAAAUGAAAGUUUCAAAAUUUCCAAAUCUUAGAAAUGCCGUUCGCCAAACUGCCGGUGCUGGAAGUGGAUGGCGUCCAAAUUCCUCAAUCACUGGCUAUCGCCAGGUUCCUUGCGAGGAAGUUCGGUGAGAAAAUUUGACUUUUCUGACUUAAACGUGUGUUUCGGAACUUGUAAAUAAAGUUUAAUAUAAGAUUCAGGUGUAUUUUGGGAAGAACAAACGGUUUGCAGGCUUCGCCGGCAAGAAUCCGAUAGAAGAAGCUCUGGUCGACGCCUUGGCCGACCAGUACAAGGAGUUCUACACAGAAAUGGCGGACUUCUUCUACCGGGCUUCUGGAUUCAAAGAAGGCGACGUUGAAGAAGCCAAGAAUCGAGCUCUUAUUCCGGCUCGCGACAAGUUCUUCUCGUACUUGGGAAAGUACUUGAAGAAGAGCAAGUCAGGUGAGAAAUCAAAAUAUGUAUAGUAAAUGCUCCGAUUUUUUGGACUUUAUAACUCGUAAAAUUCAGAAUGAAGUUAAAAACAAUUUUAAUGCAUUUUGAUGUUUUGUUCAGUUUUUUCAACGACUAUAGUUUCAUAUAUUUUCGAUUUUCCUGGUGAAAAUUGUCUUCUAGUUUUUGUCUGUUUUAUUCUUUAGGUAACCUAAAUUUUCAUAUUUUCUCAAUAUUCUUGUAUGUUCCAGUAAAAAGGUUCUUUUUUCCAGGAUUCCUAUUCGACGGCGGCCUGACCUACGCCGACCUGAUCAUCGUCGACAACAUGACGGCGUUGAUCUCCUUCUACCCGGAAUACUUGAACGGCUUUCCUGAGGUUGAACUUUGACAAAUAAAAAAAAAGAUGAUUUUAUUCAGAUCCAAGCCUGGUACGACAAGGUCGUCAACGUGCCGGCCAUCAAGGCCAGAAUCGAAUCUCGCCCGAAAUGGCCUGCGUAA
Molecule: messenger RNA, 1113 nt
Organism: Caenorhabditis auriculariae
Lineage: Eukaryota; Metazoa; Nematoda; Chromadorea; Rhabditida; Rhabditidae
Source: the annotation of a GenBank genome assembly